AUGCCCCGACCCGACAGAAGAGCAAAAUAUGGGAGGAGAGCGCAAAAUAAAAUAACAACGGGGGGUGGCGGUGCAAAGAGAAAGUCGAAACCCAUAGCGCCACACGUUGAAAAAGAUGGUAUUGACAUUAAUGCACUGUUGGAGGAAAUCGAGCGUAACGACUCGCCGGCCGAGGAGAAGGUGCCCAAAGAGACCACGAAAAAAUCGCGGAGGAGGCGCAAAGCCGAAAAAGUAGAAGGUCUUGCGGUAAAACCCGGAACCACAGUCGCGCAAGCCCGAAUGCUAGCAAGUAAAAUGCAGCAAAGGCACUCCGCUUCCACGAAUGGGCCCAGUCAGCCUGCCCAUCAGAGAUCAGAAGAGGACGAAGAUGAGGACGACGAUGAUGAGGAACAGGACGGUAGCGGUGAGGACUACAGCGAUAUAGCAAAUGAGCGACCGAGUGAAUAUCGUAAGGGAGGCUACCACCCAGUCGUGGUGGGCGAAGUUUACAAUCAACGCUAUCGAGUUGUGCGUAAACUCGGAUGGGGUUACUUCUCCACUGUGUGGCUCGUUUGGGAUUAUGUGGAGAAAGUGUUUCAAGCUAUGAAGGUGCAGAAGUCGGCCAAGCACUACACAGAAGCGGCGUAUGACGAGAUCAAACUACUCGGAGAGAUCAUGACUGCAGAUCCAGAAAAAGUCCGUCGGUGUGCGCGGUUAAAUGAUCACUUUGAGCAGCAGGGGCCGAACGGAAAGCACGUUUGCAUGGUGUUCGACGUCUAUGGGGAGGAUCUACUUUCAUUGAUCGAACGCUAUAAGUACCAUGGUGUCCCGCUGCCGAUAGUUAAGUGUAUUUCCAGACAAAUCCUCAUAGGGUUGGAACAUGUGCAUUCUUUGGAUAUCAUUCAUACGGAUCUAAAACCAGAGAACGUGCUACUCUCGGCACCAAAACACGCCAUCGUAUCCCAAAUGAAACGUUUUAAGCCUCCUCCGCUCCACGACCGACCGUCUUUGGUGAAACGCGACCCCAAAACAAUGACCAAGUCUCAACGCCGUCGCUACUACAAAAAACUUCGCGCUGCGGGAAAGGGUAAGGACAGUGCCGAGGGGAAUGAAGAGCAGAAUGAUGAUGAGGACAUUGCAAGGGAGGUCCACGUCGACCCUAACGAGGCUGCACCGCAACAAAGUGAGAAAGAACCGUUGAGCGAAACGGAUUCUGAGUGGGAAGUUGAACGCCUUCAUCAUGUAGUGCUGGCGGAUUUUGGUAAUAGCUGCUGGACGUACAGACAGUUUACGGAUGAAGUUCAAACUCGUCAAUACCGUUCCCCAGAAGUCAUAUUGGGUUAUCCUUACUCCACCUCAAUUGAUUUGUGGUCUGCCGCCUGUAUGAUCUUCGAGCUGAUCACGGGUGAGUUUCUGUUUGACCCACGAAAGGGAUCUGACUAUUCCCGUGAUGAAGAUCAUUUAGCUUUGAUCUCUGAGUUACUUGGAGUACUACCGGUAAGUAUGCGGCUAGGUGAUGGGAAGUACCGCGCUCAGUACUACAACUCACGGGGUGAACUUCGUAGCAUAAAGGAUCUUAAUUUCUGGGGCUUGGAGGAUGUUCUCUACCGAAAACACAAGUUCACACGCAAAAAAGCGAAAGAAAUAGCGGAGUUCCUUUUACCAAUGCUCGAAUUGGAACCUCAUAAUCGAGCAACAGCCACCGAUAUGCUUAAUAAUUUUCAGCACUUUUUUGAGGUACAAGAGGAUGAUUACGCACCACUUUGCUUCGUACCUUCUUCGGAUGAUCACCGUGGUGGGGAGCGGAGCUCAGGAAAUAUGGAGGAGUCAGAGUUCAGCGAUACCUUUGAAGAAACCGAUGACUACGAUCGCUCCCGAAGACUCGACAGAACGUAUGAUGCAAUGGAAGAUUCUCUGAGCAGGCAGGACGAGGAGACUGCACGGUAUUUGGCUGGUCAUUCCCUGCUCAACGAGGCAUCCUUGGCAAAACGUGGGUUAACAAUUUUAGAUAUUCAAGCCGUUCUAUCCGGGCAACAACUGGAGGAUGAGGAAAGGCAAGCUGCUGCCACUGAAAUUAUUCGUCUUCUCUCAGAGGAAGCGGAUGACAGCAGCGAUGGACACUGCGCAGACAGGGAAGACGGGGAUUCAAACUCAUCUGUAGAUGAAUCUGACAGCAGCUGCACUAAUGACUAA
Molecule: messenger RNA, 2172 nt
Organism: Trypanosoma brucei brucei TREU927
Lineage: Eukaryota; Euglenozoa; Kinetoplastea; Trypanosomatida; Trypanosomatidae
Product: serine/arginine-rich protein specific kinase SRPK, putative
Exons: 1
Coding region: 1-2172 (723 amino acids)
Biological process (GO): regulation of mRNA processing; protein phosphorylation; spliceosomal complex assembly
Molecular function (GO): protein kinase activity; ATP binding
Source: RefSeq, a predicted model, not a curated record